Molecule: messenger RNA, 546 nt
Organism: Punica granatum (pomegranate)
Lineage: Eukaryota; Viridiplantae; Streptophyta; Magnoliopsida; Myrtales; Lythraceae
Source: RefSeq, a predicted model, not a curated record
AUGGCAUCGAAGGUCUUAUUCCUUGGAUAUGUGGUCUCCGGCGAUGGAUUGAAGGUAGAUGAGUCCAGGAUCGAAGUGGUGAAGCAAUGGCUACAACCGAAGACAAUUACUGAAGUUCGCAGCUUCCAUGGACUUACUUCCUUCUAUAGGCUUUUCAUCCCUCACUUCAGCACAAUUAUGGCGCCUAUAACAGAUUGUAUGAAGGGUGGAAAGUUUGCGUGGACGGAAGAAGCGGAGAUGUCGUUCCAGCUUAUAAAAAUGCGACUUACGACCCCCCCAAUAUUAGUCUUGCCUGAUUUUGCCCAACCCUUUGAGUUACAUAGUGAUGCUUCUAAAGUGAGCAUUGGAGCAGUUUUAAGCCAAAACAAUAGGCAUGUCGCAUAUCUUAGUAAGAAGCUGUUCGGGGCUAAGUUGAAGUACAACACCUAUGAUGUGGAGAUUUACGCAGUGCACAAGUCGGGGGUGACAAAUCGGUUGGCUGAUGCAUUGAGCCGCAGGACCAAUUUCUUGGUCAGCCUGCGUAUAGAGAUUGCAGCCUCCGUUUGA